Molecule: messenger RNA, 3506 nt
Organism: Macrobrachium nipponense
Lineage: Eukaryota; Metazoa; Arthropoda; Malacostraca; Decapoda; Palaemonidae
Product: exonuclease 3'-5' domain-containing protein 2-like
Exons: 7
Biological process (GO): nucleobase-containing compound metabolic process
Cellular component (GO): cytoplasm; nucleus
Molecular function (GO): 3'-5' exonuclease activity; nucleic acid binding
Source: RefSeq, a predicted model, not a curated record
GUUAUGGCACGAUUUUUAUCUUUUUAUCAGACAAAAUAAAGAAAAAUAGAUGUUCAUGAAACCCUACGUAAAUUUACGGGUGUGAAAAACUUGGCACCUGAACAGGAUACAAUAUGAACUCAACCGCAGCAUUAUGAACAAUUCCUAUUGCCGGCACAUUGUCACUUUAUUUGGGUUAUUCAGUAUUGUCAAAGUUGCUACGGUAACUUCGUUCUUUAAUGGUGUAAUAUUAACAGAAGCCCCUGGAAUAUUCUAGUUGGCAUUGGGAAAUACCUGUCUUAUGCUGAUGUGUCCUAUUACUAGUAGUGCUACGACCCGGCAACACUUAGUGGUACUACCUAUACGUAUAAGGUUCAUGAAGGAACGAUGGGUUAGUUGUCUUCUAGUGUCAAGUAGGUUCGUGUAACAAUCGACUUGGAGCUCACUGGUAACAUUCUUCCAGAAGGCUUAUCACAUGUGCAGAACAUAUCAGAAAAAUGGUCGCAAGAAAUUGGAUGCAACAUCACCCAGCCUUAGUAGCUGGCACUCUUUUAGGAGGAGCUUGUGCCGGGGCAGUAUUUUACAUCGAAAAGCCAUAGGGAAGAUGGUUUGUUCUUGGAGGCUGUUGCGAUCUGUUUUGACAAGAAAUAGGAGCAUCCAUGUCAUCACCUCUAAGGAAGCUUGGAAUGAUGUCGAACCACUUCUGCUAAGUGAAGCAGAGCGUGAGGGUGCUGUAGGAUUUGAUUGUGAAUGGGUCCAUAUUCGAGGGAGGCGUCGUCCUGUUGCACUAUUGCAGGUGGCUACAUGUUCUGGCCUGUGUGUGUUGGUGCGACUGUCUCACUUAAAAUCCAGUAUUCCAGACUCCCUGAAGGCCUUUUUGGAAAUGAAGCUAUCCUGAAAGUUGGUGUUGGAACCCUUAGAAGAUAGCAGUUAUCUAAGUGCAGAUUACAAUUUGAAGGUACGAGGCUGUGUAGAUCUACGUCAUUUGUUGCUGCGUUGUCAAGAGUUGGAUCAAGCAGAUUGUGAUGACGCCAAUGUCAAGUCUGCAGGGGGUAUGGGUUUAAAUGCUUUGGCAGGAAGGUAUUUAGGACGCACCUUGGAUAAAGACUGGAGAGUAAGAGCAAGUGAUUGGGAAGCUGAUACCUUAACGAAACGCCAGGAAAAUUAUGCUGCUGAAGAUGCUUUAGUAGGCAUUCACAUUCUGAUGAUGAUGGUUGAAAAAUUGUGGACCCCUGUUUCUCCAAUAGUCUCUCUUUUACCUGGAUCUUUGUGGAAUCAACAUUUAAGUAAACAGAUCCUUCAGAUUUGUCGUGACUACUGCGAUGUUAAGUUUUCUUCUAAAAAGGACCAAGAAUCAGGUACUGCCCCAAAUCCUAAACAACACCCAGCAUCAAAAAUUAAGGCAGCAAUAGGACGCAAUGGUAUACGCAAGGGCCCAUUGUAUCACAAUUGUCAGCUGUGGGCUCCAGAUAAUAAACCUCUCUGCACUAUUGACCCUAAAAAAGCCCGAUGGUAUGUCGAGAAAGGUUUAGGGGAUUUGGUUAGUGAAGACCCUUUGAUUGUACGUCUAAAGUUUGAACCAGCUGGUCGCCCACAAAUGGAAAUGCAGGAUGGGCAGUUCUACCUACAGGAACGUCAAAAUAUAUGUGUAGUUUGUGGAAAAGGAGAAACAUUUAUUAGAAAAAACGUUGUUCCUAGAGAAUAUCGCAAAUAUUUCCCUGAUACUUUGAAAGCACACCAGAAUCAUGAUGUUGUGUUGUUAUGUUCUGGUUGCCAUAGACUGAAUAACAUGCGUGACCAGCAACUUCGUUUCAAGCUAGCAGAAGAAUUUGAUGCUCCUAUUGGCACAGAGCAGGAUGUUAAGUGUACUUUUGACAAGUCCCUAAAAUCAGUUAGGUAUGCUGCUGGUGCUUUACUGAGAAGUCGAGAUGAGAUUCCAGAGAAGAGAAUUGUGGAAUUGGAAAACAUCAUCAAGCACUUUUAUAACAUUGAGGAAAUUACUCAGGAACAUUUGGAGAAAGCUUAUAACAUGGAUGUCAAGAUAUGGAAUGAUGAUUAUCAAGCUCAUGGAUACAAGGUGUUCAAAGCAUAUGAAAAGAUUGGACUGGUGAAGCUGGAACAGAGAUGGAGAGAAUUUUUCUUGAGCUCCAUGGAACCAAAAUUCAUGCCAGACUGUUGGUCUGUUACUCAUAAUGUUUUUAAGAUGCGCCUGAAGAUGAGUCUUUUACCUUUAGAUCAUCCAGAUAGAGAAAAAUACAGAAUAGUGUUGGUAGGCACAGAAGGAACUAUAGACAUUCCAUACAAUCCUGAUUUAAGUAGAGAGUCUACACCGUGCAAUUCAGACAAUUUAGUAAGUGGCAUUAAAGAUGAUUCAGCAUUGAGUAGAGAUGCAUCAGGUGAAACUGAUGAAGUACUGAAUGGAGGUGCAUCAGGUGAAACUAAUGAAGAAGACAGUAAACGGUAAUUUUAUACUUGGCAAGUUAGUUUGUUAUCAUUAAACUUUUAGUAGAAAUGUUAACAAUGAUCAUCUAUAGAUAUGUUUCUUAAAGAAUGUUGAUUAGCUAUUAUAUAGAGUAUUAUAGAGUAUUCAGGAUUUUCUUGACUCUGAAUUUGUAGCUCAGUACAAGUCAAUUGUGUCGACAGUCGUCGUUGCAAUAGUUAAUUUUCUGAAGGUCAUGUUAAUUUGACUGAUAUUUGCAAUAUUUGUGAAGAUUCAAGGGAGCCUUCAGUAGAAUUUUCACUUGAGAAUUGUUAUUGGUAAUAUUAUUACAAUUAUGUGUUCUAUAAGUAUUAAAGAAACUUGCAUAAAGGUCACCAUUUCAGUGGCAGGUUAGUGACAGCAUCACAGAUAAACUUGAUAUUAAAGAGGUCACACUGGCGCUUCUAACAGAUAUUAAAUAGUUAGCAGAUAGAGCAUUUUUAAGGGCAUUUUAUAAUCGUUAGUACUUACGACCCCAUGCAGUAUCAAGGAGUAUCAAGAAUUCUUAUUUCCUCCUAAGAUUAAACCGUCAUCCAUAUUUUCCAAUGGCUUUUCCAUUGGAACUCACUUUAGUGAAGUAAGGGGAACUAGAGAAUGUUAACAAGUUGCCAAUUUAGAAAGUUGGAUUUCUUACAAAUUGUCUUUGAUCUGUUGUAGUUUUACAGUAUUUAAUACUACCAGUGUAGUACAUACCUUUGUACACUCUUUGAAGGGGUUUGUUAAUCAGGUCUCUUCUUUAAAAUGUACAGUAUUGACAAAACUGACAUUUUUUAUCAUUGACAGAGUUUUCUACUGUAGAUUGUUUUAGAAAUUAUAUUUUUUAGUGUUACAUGGCUGAUGUAUGUAAAUAAGAUGCCAUCCAUCUUUAUACAUGACUGUUGUUAUAGUCAGUGUGGAUGUGUUGUAUGUUUAUGAAGUUUUUUAGCACAAAGGUUGUUGUAUGGUUAUGAAGUUUUUUAGCACAAAAGUUGUUGUAUGGUUAUGAAGUUUUUUAGCACAAAGGGUACUAUUUAUACUAUUUGUUAUUUUACAGUUUGAUAUUUUAUAC